GAUUAGUUUCACCGUGAUUUCUGUUGUUUUGUCGUGAUGCUGUUUUAAUACAAACUGUUAGAAAUGCACUUUCUGUAAAUGUUUUUGAAUCAGGUCAGUAAAUACCUGUAACAUUCUCAUCCUCACAGUCGUUUUGAAGCAAGCAGGAAUAUCUGGAGGAGUAUCAUCUGAACUGAGAUCUGCUGCUGUGAAGAUGGUGUUUGUUAAAGAGGAGAGUGAGGAGAACAUGAGUGAACCAGAAACCUGGAGAAUAAAACACGAGGAACCAGAAACCUGCAGAAUAAAACACGAGGAACCAGAAACCUGGAGAAUAAAACACGAGGAACCAGAAACCUGCAGAAUAAAACACGAGGAACCAGAAACCUGGAGAAUAAAACACGAGGAACCAGAAACCUGGAGAAUAAAACACGAGGAACCAGAAACCUGGAGAAUAAAACACGAGGAACAAGGAGAGCUGAUUGAAGAAAAUGAGGAGAAUGAAGAUUUGAGUGAAGAGGAGAGAAAUCAUGUGAAAACUGGAGAAAAGCCUUUGAGUUGGUCUCAAACGAAACAGGAAGAUUUAAUGAAAAGAGCAACCAAGAAAUCUUUCACCUGCACUCAGUGUGGAAAGAGUUUCACACGCAAAACAAGUCUUGAUGUUCACAUGAGAGUUCAUACUGGAGAGAAACCGUUCACUUGUGAUCAGUGCGGGAAGACUUUCACACAAUCAUCAAACCUUAAGAAUCACAUGAAUAUCCACACUGGAGAGAAACUGUACAAGUGCUCACACUGUGAUAAGAAAUUCAGUCGGUCAGGAGACCUAAAAACACAUGAGAGCAUCCACACUGGAGAGAAACUGUACACAUGUGAUCAAUGCGGCAAAACAUUUUCGAGGGCUUCAUACCUGAGAACACACCUGAAAGUUCAUACAAAGGAGAAGCCACAUUCAUGUUAUUUGUGUGGAAAGAGUUUUUCUUGUCUACAGAAUUUGAAAGUACAUCAGAAAAUACAUACUGGUGUGAAGGAGUACAUGUGCUUUGAGUGUGAAAAUACUUUUACUUCAGCAAACAGUUUAAAACUGCACCAGAGGAUCCACACUGGAGAGAAACCUUAUGAAUGCUCACACUGCGACAAAAGAUUCAGUGUGUCAUCACAUCUGAAAACGCAUGAGAGGAUUCACACUGGAGAAAAACCUUACAAGUGUUCACACUGUGACAUUAGAUUCAGUCAUUCAGCAACUCUGAAAACACACGAGAGGAUCCACACUGGAGAGAAACCGUAUCACUGCACUGAAUGUGGGAAGCGUUUCAAUCAAUCAUCUUCUCUACACAGACAUACAAAAAAAUAUCACAGUAAGGAGAUCAUCUUCAGAUCCAGCUCUUUCAGGUCCGAUGAGUGUCCUCAACAAAUAAUGCAUUAAACAAUAAAAUAUCAUCUGGAUAAAUCUGUCCUAACCAGACAUUACAAGUGACAUGACAAAGAAACAUCAUCUAAAGUUUUCACAGUGACUAAAGUUCAUCUUCAUCUUCAAAACCAGCAGAUUCAACUGAGAUUCAGAUCAACUCAAAGAUGGAGUUCCUCCCCAAAGAACAAUGUCAGAAAGUUUUAUUAAGGUGUAUCAAUGUACAUUUACUGCCAGUUCUGUGUAAACUAUGGCACGCAAAGUUUUUUUAUGUAUUUAUUUUUUAAUAUCGUGAGAUGGCAGAGUGGAAGAGAACAACAUUGUAGUAGCUGCUCACUUAAACUAUCUUGCUCGUCUCAAUCUGCUCAAUCUUGAUGUCAGUGCCCUAAAUGAUGUUAUAAUGGACUAUUACUAGAGGAGUCUAAUGACAGUUUGUUAUAUGCACAGGUGCGCAAACAGUUGCGCUUGCUUUUCUAAAUGUAAACUAAAAGGUACACUAUUCACACUGUCUAAAAAUACAAGGGGUGAUAAAAAUUCAGAGACUAUGCCUAUGAUAAACAAGGGAAACUGUCUUCUUCAGGGUAACGUUAGUCUGUUUGUGUAAUGAUGCAGAAUAGCGCUCCUGACAGACAGCUCUCAUUCUUAAAGGGAGCACCAUUUUCAUAUCGCUAUGCAUUACUUUCAUUUAUUUCAAAUGGUGACAGCAUGAAAUAAAACUACAAGUUUAGAACAAAACUACAAGUUACAACCCCAAACUGGUUAUGUAUUAAGUCCAGCAGUAAAUCCAGAGUAGAACAAGAGAAGAAUUGGAGAGCCUGCACGCUGUAAUCUGUGAUGUUUUAUGAACAGAUAUAAACUUAAUGCUCAAAUGUUUGCAAGUGUUCUGUAUUCCUCGGGGUCAUUUUGUAUCUUUUACAUCAUGUCCAGUGACUAAAAUAAGUCUUUUACCAGCAAAGUGACUUUUACUUGUGAUACAUGACUGUUGUCUUUCUAUUUUCAUUGCCUCACUUUAAAGCCGUUUUUCCAUUAUGAAAUUCCAUUCCUAAAAAUCAUAGCUAUUAGCCAACUUCAGAUAGCCAUAACUUUUGUUAUGUUCAUAUGGUAUGAAAACCUAAAAAAGGUAAAAUUUCACCAUGUGGUGGGUUUUCCUAGAUCGCAUCACAUAUUUUAUCAACAACUUUUAUUUUCUGCUAAUUGUAUUUGCAUUAAGAAAAUGUUUGCUUUUUGUGCUUUCUGUUUUAAAUUUCUCAAUAAAGCUUCACUGUCAUUGUAUUUUUCUGCACACAAUGAAAUUAAGAGCACUGUUCCUGACUUGUUAGAAAACAAACAUAUGACCUUUGCCUUAGUGCAUUUUUGAGGUAAAGUCCUGACAGCAAAUGGAAUGAAACUGUCCUGUAAGCGAGUACUUCUUGUUCUUAAAGAUCUGUGAGAUGCAGUACACUAGAGAUUCAGUGUGUUGUAGCAAUAAGUUUCUAUAAUCUUUUCUGGCAAGGAAUUGACUCGGGUCUUCGUUCAAACUUCAACUGUUUACUGAAAGUUCUCGUACAACGAACAGAAACAAAUAAAACUCCGGUCAAAAAACUGUGUUGCUUCGU
Onychostoma macrolepis is the source of this 2976-nucleotide messenger RNA. Its product is annotated as zinc finger protein 271-like. Bases 194 to 1399 code for a protein of 401 amino acids. The transcript has 2 exons. The record is from RefSeq and is a predicted model, not a curated record. NCBI's taxonomy places the organism in Eukaryota, Metazoa, Chordata, Actinopteri, Cypriniformes, Cyprinidae.